Molecule: messenger RNA, 882 nt
Organism: Penicillium macrosclerotiorum
Lineage: Eukaryota; Fungi; Ascomycota; Eurotiomycetes; Eurotiales; Aspergillaceae
Product: TFIIIC subunit 6 family protein
Exons: 2
Coding region: 1-882 (293 amino acids)
Source: RefSeq, a predicted model, not a curated record
AUGGAGGCCAUUGAUCCCGGUCUGGAGGAGGAAUGGGAAUACGAAUACCAUGAGACCGAGACUGAGUCCUUCUACCUGAACCUCGACCUCACCUCCCACCAUGGAUUGAUCCGUCCUCCCCGACGGCGUCAGGAGGGCUCGACCCCCGCAACCGAAACAGACCUGGCGGCUGACGAAGGCACAGAAGGGUCUUCUGGUCGAGACCCCUUCACGCCCGUUGCAAGCACAGAAUCCGAGCCCCUCUCUGCUGAACGAAUCCAAAUCCUCGGUCUCCACACGUGCAAUCCGAUCGUCUCGUACCACAAUCAAAUCUUCAGUUGCGCCUGGGCCGAUCAGAUCGGCACCGAGUUAGUCUUCGCGCACCCGAAUUCUCUCCCGGACACUGACCAUACCUUGCCCGCACCUCUGCGCCAGGGCCUAGCGUUCGAGCUCCUCGCAGCCAACAGCGUGAAGAUCCUCGGUCGCAAGGCAAACAUCACCUCCAACUCGGCCCCCGCAUUGGUCCAAGGUCCGGACUCUACCUCUGAUCCCUCUAGUGUUCCUGCAGGGGCCGGCGACCCGUCGGCCUCUCAGGCGCCCGGGUUCGGCAGCGUGCCCCGGCGCCCAGGCAUGACCUCGCAUCAAGCCCAAUUCAUCCACCGUCUGCAGAAGAUCAAAGCGGACAAAGGAGAGACAGAUACUGUGCGGACUGCUUUCAGUGGCCGCCGCAAUGUCAACUUCGCGGAUCGCCUUGGCGCGUGGGCCCAAACAGAGUCCCAAAUCGCGGAAAUCCGUAUGCUCAACGAACGUGCCAUCCAGGGUGACCCGGAGGCGCUGUCUGCCCUUCAUCAGAUGAUGCAGGAGCUUAGAGAGCAGCCUGCAGAAGGUCAUUUGCCAUCUUGA